AUGGACUUCUUGUCCCAAGCGUCGUCCCGCUAUCUCGCUGAGUUCUACUCUACGCCGAACCAUGUCCAACCGGGCAACCGCAUCGAUGAUCUCAACAUCAACAAGAUGUACCUCGAGCUUGAUCAAGUCGAACACUGCAACUCCUAUGUCGUGGAUCCGACUCUGUCUGAGACCGAUCUUGAUGCGCGUCUCGAGGAAAUCAAGCCGCAAACGACAAUCAUUCAACGCGAGGUUAUUAUCCGCGAGACAACCAAGAAGCUUGCGAAUCAACGCUCUGCAGCGUACAUCUUCUUGGUAUCCGCCAUCUCCACGAACUUUCGCCGCCUCUAG
Messenger RNA from Aphanomyces astaci, 330 nucleotides. RefSeq lists its product as hypothetical. The record is from RefSeq and is a predicted model, not a curated record. The transcript has a single exon. The coding region runs from base 1 to 330 and encodes 109 amino acids. Lineage: Eukaryota; Oomycota; Saprolegniomycetes; Saprolegniales; Verrucalvaceae.